CUGUACCUCACCGUUACAGACUCACAUUACGUACACCUCGGCUCAGACCUCACUCACUUUCACCAUCACAUGCCAAGUUACCGACGCCAUCCGCCGCUCCUCUUCGAUGUCAUUUCUGCUUCCUCUUCUCGGUCAACAAUGUCAGCUUCAUAUCAUGAGGAUGUUCAAAGCAGUGACCCAGGAUUUACUAGUGCUACUCCGUCCACUUUUGAAUCAGUUAGAUCUUCGGGACAGUCAGAGUCGAUGCCGCUGCCACAGUCGUAGUCCCAGCUACAAACACAGACACAGACGCAGCCACCAUCGCUGCCGCCACGCAGUGAUCAGAACAAUGAAGGAACUAGAUCUAAGAGGAGGAGGGGCAAAGCAAAUGUUGCUGAUGAGUCAACUAAUCCUGGCUAGUCUGAGGAACCAGGUGAAGGAAGUAUUCAAUGGCUUGUUCAACAGCUAUAGGGUUGCUCUCAAUAGUGAUCAAGCACACCAAUCUGCACAACACAGCCAAGAUGUGGAUAUAGAUGAUAGUGCCUUAGAUGAUGUUCACUUUGCAGCAGCAUUUGAAAAUAAUGUACAAGCAAGUGAAAGUGUCAACACAAAUGAAGUGGAUUUAUAUCUCAUGGAGUCCUUGGAGAAACCAGUUGAUCCAAGUAGUUUUGAUAUUUUAACUUGGUGGAAAGUGAGCUCUAACAAUUACAAAUAUCCUAUUCUAAGUCAAAUUGCGAGAGAUAUUCUAACUAUGCCGGUGUCAACGGUUGCUUCUGAAUCCGCCUUUAGCACUGGAGGUAGAGUGCUUAAUCAAUAUAGAAGCUCUCUUACCCCAAAAAUUGUUGAAGCUUUGAUUUGUGCACAAAAUUGGUUUCGAGCCAAUUCAUUGCCAAUUGACCUUGAGGAGUCUUUUGAAGAAUUUGAAAAACUUGAGAAAGAACUUGAGCCAAUUCCUCAACUAAUAGAUGAAGAAGACUCUGGUGAUGAAUCUGAUUAGUGAUCGGUGCUUCACUUCUCAGCUUGGAGUUUUUUAUGUUAUGUUUUUAUUAAGACUUUGUUAUGUUAUUUAUAUUUAU
This is a messenger RNA of Arachis ipaensis, 1055 nucleotides long. The record is from RefSeq and is a predicted model, not a curated record. Lineage: Eukaryota; Viridiplantae; Streptophyta; Magnoliopsida; Fabales; Fabaceae.